Messenger RNA from Aplysia californica (California sea hare), 4762 nucleotides. RefSeq names its product protein bicaudal D. Gene Ontology annotation, cellular component: cytosol; Golgi apparatus. The record is from RefSeq and is a predicted model, not a curated record. Gene Ontology annotation, molecular function: dynactin binding; cytoskeletal adaptor activity; dynein complex binding. Gene Ontology annotation, biological process: regulation of microtubule cytoskeleton organization; microtubule anchoring at microtubule organizing center; protein localization to organelle. Lineage: Eukaryota; Metazoa; Mollusca; Gastropoda; Aplysiida; Aplysiidae.
CGGUUGGCAUUGCUGCAUAAUAAAUCGGGGGUAACAUGGCGGCCUGAUAAGUGAAUCACCUUUUACAACAUGGAGUGUCGAAUAAACCGCCUUUACUGUUCUUUUUCUGGAUAAGGAUAUAUCGGGCUCGGUAGGCGAGCCAUGGCCGCCACAAGUGAUUCAUUCAUGUCGGUCGAAGACCUCAAGAGAGAGGUCGAGAGGCUGACCAGAGAAUUGAACGACACUACGACAGAAAAAUUGCAAGCGGCCGAAUAUGGAUUGGUUGUCUUGGAAGAAAAGCAGCAACUGCAACAGCACUAUGAAGACCUUGAAGCACAACUGGAAACAACACGAUCGGAAUUGGAUUGCGCGAAAGAGGCUCUGGGCAAACAACACACAAGCCUCAAGCGGCACCACGAGAGCGGCGUGCACCAUGAGGAGGAGUUCCUGGAGGAGACGGCCCAGAGGGAGGAGAACUACCAGACCUCCAUCUCUGAUCUCGAGCAGGACCUCAAGGUCUGCCGCGCCGCGCUCACACGCGUCUCCGACGAGAACGAGCGGCUCAACGGGGAGAUUGCCGAGCUCAAUCAUCAGGUGUCUUUGCUGAAGCAGAACCAGGUGGAGUUUGAGUCGACCAAGCACGAGAGCCAGCGGCUGCAGGGGGAGCUGGAAGACCUUCACCUUCAGCUAGAAGAGCUGGGGGGGCUCAAGUCCAUCGUGGAGCGCAAGCUGCAGGAGGCGCUGAGUUCCCUGGGCCAGGAGCGUGAGCAGAAGCACAACCUGAAGAAGGAGCUGGACCAGCGGAUCACGCAGGAGUCCAUGUUCAACCUCAGCAACCUGGCGCACCUGGGGGGUCUCAGCGAGGGUUUGAACCUCAACAACCAUCACGAGGAGGAGAUGGACAGCAGCACCCACCCGACUCUCAAGCGAAUCGAGGCCGACUUCUCAUUCCCGGGGAAGAAGGAAGGGGACGCCACUCCGAGGCCGGGCACGGUGGGAGAUAUUCUCAGCGAGAUACAGGUGACAGAGGUGAGCAAGAUGGAGAAGCUUCUGGAACAGUCGGAGUCGGAGAAGAUGGAGCUCCAGAACGCCCUGGACGAUGCCAAAAAGCUGAUCGAGGACACGCAGAAGGACCUCAUCGAGCAGAAGGAGCGAGCAGACCAGCUCAAGGCCACCAUCGCCCACGUGGCCUCCAUGCACGAAAGGCAGGCGCUGCCCAACGACCUCCAGGUGUCGUAUGACGAGGGCCUACUGGCGGAGAUCGCGGGAGAGACAGACCCCGACAAGAAGGCGCUGCUGGAGCUGAAGCAGAACCUGCAGCACAAUGAGAAGAAAUACGGCACGGCCAUGAGGGAGAUAGGCAGCCUCCAGGCCGAGAUCUCACGUCUGCAGGCCCGCAACGCCGUCGUCGGGAACCCCGAUAUUGAACAGGCACUCUCUGCCCUGAAGAAGCAGUGCGACCAGUACGAGAAAACCAUCAAGGAGCAGGAGGGAGACCUACAGUCUGCCACGCAGGCCGCCUCCAGCGCCAACUCCAGUCUCAACAGUGUACAGGGCGAGCUGACCCGCAUCACGGAGGAGCUGGCCCAAGUGUACCACCUGGUGUGUCAGGUGACGGGCGACACGCCCUCGCGUGUCAUGCUGGACCACGCCAAGAGCGGGUCGGUGCGGCCCGAGGACCGGCCGCCCAGCGAGGAGAGUUCUCCACCGGGCGUGUCCCCGGCCGGCGACGCUGACAGGUCACAGUCGGGCACGGUGGGCGAAGUGUCCAGCUCCGUCCCCCCAGCCCCCGUGUCCAGCUCCACACCAAAGUCUGCGGCCAAGUCUGGCCAGCUGCCGCCAUCGGAGGCCAAGCAGGACCCCACUUCCUGCGGCACUCUCUCCAACACCAUUGUGGAUCAGGUUCGGUUCCUGCGCGGAGCCAUCGAGCACCUGAUGGAGUUGUCCCAGCAGUGGCAGCAGAGCGGGGACGGGCCGGGGGAUACGCUCGAGGAGACACAGGAGCUGCAGGAACAGGUGGUCAAGUUGAAGGCCAUGCUGUCCACCAAGCGCGAACAGAUCGCCACGCUGCGCUCCGUCCUCAAGGCCAACAAGUCGACGGCCGAGGUGGCCCUGGCCAACCUGAAGCAGAAGUACGAGAACGAGAAGGUCAUCGUCACGGAAACCAUGAUGAAACUGAGGAACGAACUCAAAUCCCUGAAGGAGGACGCUGCGACCUUCGCUUCGCUCCGCGCCAUGUUCGCCCAGCGCUGUGACGAGUACGUGACUCAGCUCGACGAGAUGCAGCGGCAGCUGUCGGCUGCGGAGGAAGAGAAGAAGACGCUCAACUCCCUGCUGCGUAUGGCCAUCCAGCAAAAACUGGCGCUCACCCAGAGGCUGGAGGACUUGGAGUGUGACCGUGAGGCCCACCGCAAUAACCGCAGGCAUGGCGGGCCCAGGUCGGGCAAGAUGGGGAACUCCAAGGGACUGAACAGUAAGAAGCUGAUGUCCUGUAGCCCCAGCAGCUGCGGCAGUCAGCCCAUGACCACCAGCAUCACAGAGGACCGCAUGUGACACGCCGGACAGGAAGUGACCCCUGCACGCACGCGCUCGCUCGCUCGCUCACUCGAACAAGUGCAUGUGUCCUUGUGAUGUCAUCACUGUGACCUCACGCCCGAGGACGAUGCGUGGCGUGACGUGGCGUUAGGUUUUGGGGUGGGUUAUGGAAGUGACCUCAUUUUUCUCCCUGUCUCGCUGCAGCGCACCCGAGACUCCAUAAAAAGAUGAUGAGUGGGAUGUGCUGAGUGGAGUAGGGAAGGGGGGUGGGAGGGGAGGGUGUGUAUUCCUCCCCUUUGGGAGGGCGGUUGCGUUAUCGGGGACACCACGUGCAUUCCUCCUUUUGUAUCUUGUUAUGUCGGGCCGGGCAGGGUGUGCGGUGGGUGUCGUACGGUUCGCGUGCGUGUGUGAAGCUACUAAAUACUACACAGCUGUUGUGUGUGCUGUCUCUCUGGCCCACUGAUCUUUGUCUCACGGGUUCUUGUCAGUUUAUAUAGGACUGCUUUAGCCCAGAAGAUGCUGCCUGUGUGUGUGUGCGUGCGUGCAAGGGUCUGCUCGACUUAAAAAGUUGAUGCAGUUUCCCUUUUGUGUGAUGCACCAGAACGCGUGAUGUGUGUGAGCAAGAGAGAGAGAGAUUUAUUUACACAUGCAUGUCCCUGGAUCGAGAGAAAGAGAGAGAUUUUGAGAUUUUAUCUUCUGCUUAGACUUGUGUACCUCAGAAUGCUUGAUCCAAAACUAGAUUUGUUUGCUGUAAGAUUUUGUACACACUUUUCUGGCAAUAUUUCUCUGUAUGUAUUUCAAAGUAGUUGGCGAUUCGUGUACUCUAUACAUACAUGCUUUUUAUCAUUGUACGGACAUUUUUAUUUGCCAGGUUUUUUUUACUGCCAUAGAGCACCAUGAUACUGUGGUGAGGUAGUCGUGACUUGUGUGGUACCGUACGGUAGUCAUGACUUUGUGUUGUGUGUGGUGCGGUGGUCAUGACUUGUGUAUGGUGAGGUAGUCAUGACUUGUGUGUUGGGCGGGCCGCUCUCUGCCCGUCGUCCUCAUGAACUAUAGGGCCAGUUUGAAGUGACGAAAAGUUCAUAAUGGACGACGUAAGAGGAAAACUGGAGUGUUUUCAGACUAUUUAUUCCAUGUAAGUGACGCAUUUAUCCAGCUCUACUCUGUCUGAGAGUAGGUAUAUACCUAGUAAGGUGAAGGUCGUAGAUAAACUUGUCUAUAGUAGCAGUACUGCUGAAGAAAGUACUUGGAACCACUCCUCUUGUACUGCUGAAGAGAGUAGGCUACUGGGUGUAGAUUCUAUCCCUGGCGUGUCUCCAAAGAUUGUUCCGACAUAUGAUCACAGGACUAUUAUUACAAGGGAUGUAAAUUAUUGUACCUACAGGGAACGUGUAGCGUUGUCCCUCCUCGUAUGUGGUGUAGCGAAUAUGUUUUUAUUUAUGCUAAUUAAUUAUUACCAGGCUUGUCAUUUGACUAGGAUGUUCUAUAAUUUUGUUCCUCUGAUUGUCGGUGUUCAGUAUCACUCCAGGGUCUGCAUUUUCUGAUAUUUCCUCACCCCCCACCCCCACCCCUUUUUGUUAAAAACGUGAAUGUUUUUACUCCUUCAAUCUCUUCUCAUAAAAACAACAACAGAACUGGCACACGUGACCUACUUUCUGUGUGUCCACCAUGUGAUAUUUUCUUCCUCCAGCUUACAGUUUGUUUUUGUUUCGUUUUGUUUUUAUUUCUUUUUUCCAUAUUGGAAAGAAAGGACGAAUUUGUAUCUCAGCUGAGUCUGUCUUGACUCAGGAUUUUGUGUGUGUGUGUACCUUUACGGGUCAAACAUGGUGGUUAAAGAUCAAAAGUCACUGCGGUGGGUGACCCCCUGUCCCUUGGUUGGGCUGGGCAGGGCCGCGAAUGACUUGAGAUUUUCUCUCUCUCUCUCCUCCAUCCACAGCUGGGUGUACCCUGGCAGAGGUUCCACCUCACCCUCUUCACGUCUUUCACGUGCACCCAGCAUAAUGACCACAUACAUUUCCCCCGUUCUCUCAUCCCAAUGAUCUGCUACUUCUCUCAUCUUUGUCUUUCUUCUAUCUUUCUUUCUUUUCUUCUUUCUGUCUUCUGCCGAUACUCGCAAGUAUGCCAGUGUUUCAACACCCUUCCUUGUUGGGUGUAGGCAAAUUGUCUUGUUCUGUACCGCGCUAUUUUGUAAAAACGAAAUCAUCAUUAUUUAAACUUGUGUUUAUGAAUAAAACGCAUCAAGGAUUAA